GAUGUGUGUGGAAAAUGAGCUGAGGAGAAUGAAAAGAAGACUUUUGUUUGCUUGAGCCCACAUGAGAACUCCAGGGUAACUGAAUAGUCUUUGGUUGGUUUGACAGACAAUGCUAUGAACCAGCAGACUCAUUCUCACAUACCAGAGGCAGGGGCUUUCAGGGGGUAUCCAAACCACUGUAACAGAAGGCACCAAUGCAUCUACAGCCUCUUCACAGACUCUACUUUUGCUUGUUGACAAAUAGAAGGAAAGGUCUUGAAAUUUUAGAAAUUCCCUUAUAAGAUAUAUGCAUUUUAUUGUUUGAACAGCACUGAAGAUCUGGAAAUUCUUUGAAAGGACUAAGUACUUAACCCUGUAAACUACACAGAAGAAAGGGGGAAUAUGUUUAAUAUGCAUUUGUAAAUGGAUGGAUGUAGGCCUGUCUAUGGAGUAAGAAACAGCCAUGCACCAUCUGUUCCAGCUGGUUUUGGAACAGAAAGAUCUAUCUAGAGCUGGGGAUUUAUUCUCCUUAGAUAAUUUUGAAAUUGAAGGAAGCCUGUCAGAAGCUCUGAAUAAAAUAAAGCUAAUAUCGACUUCUCCGGAUUACCAAAGUAAUGACAACGAUCAAGCAGUUAUAGAGAUUUGUAUCACGCGUAUUACAACAGCGAUUAGAGAGACAGAUUCCAUUGAGAAGCAUGGGAAAGCUCUGGUGUCACUGUGGGAGUCAUGUCUGGAGCAUAAUCUAAAGCCAGCCACGAAAGAUGAAGAUACUCCUCAUGCAAAGAUUGCAUCGGACAUAAUGAGCUGCAUACUACAAAAUUAUAACAGACCCUCAAUUAUGUCACUUGCUGUCCCAGUUGCAAUAAGAUUCCUUCAGAGAGGGAACAAGGAACUCUGCAGAAAUAUGUCAAGUUACAUUUCCCUUGUAGCUAUCGCCAAAGCAGAUCUACUGGCCGAUCACACGGAGACCAUCAUAAAAAGCAUCCUUCAAGGUAAUAGCAUGCUUCUCCGUGUACUUCCAUCAGUUUAUGAGAUGCAGCCUCAGCCGAUACAUAAGUUCCUGAAAGACCUAGUUUCACAGAUGUCUUAUUUAGAAGAAGGAGAACAGCAUCAUAUGCUAAGGCUGUUGCAAGCAAUAGCAAAGGCUAAGCAACCAGAGGUUCUUUCAGAAACUGUGCCUGUCCUUACAGAAUAUCUAUCCGAUCCAAGUUACAGUGAAAUUGUUGUUAACAUAUUAUUAGACAUUUCAUCAUAUGAACCACUGACCCUGGCUGGAUCUCUUUCUGCGUUAAAAGGAAUUGGUGAACAUUUCCCAUGUCUUAUUGGACAGAUAGCUAAGAUUUAUGGAGCAGUGGGACGUGUGGAUGAGGAGAUGGCAAGGACAUGUUUGACAUAUCUGGUCAAUCAGUUGAAUAACAUGGAACAUUCAUUUCAUCACAUUCUUCUUAUGGAGAUCAGGAACAUUACAAGUGUAUUUAAUGAAAUUCUUGGCAUCCAAGGCAGAGACAUGUACAGAAUGAGUAACAGCCUGACAGCAAUAGCCAAGAUUUUGAAUGAAUACUUAACUCAAGAAACUCUACCAGCUUGUGGAAAAGAAAUUAACAUUCCAAAGGAGUCCUCUCUUUAUGUCCCUGAUACACAUCAGAGCUCUUUUCAUGUUGGUAAGGGGGAAGAAAAGAUGGAAAUAGAUAAUGAAAAUGUGGGUAACCAGAAAGACCCAACCUCCAGCUCAUCCCCUGUCCUUAAGGAAAACUCCAAACUAUCUGGUGAGGAUAGAAAGGACAGUGCAGUUAGUGGGUCAAAACAUUUGGCAUUGAAUUCAUCAAGCAGAAAAUGUUUAAAUCUGGACAGUAGACAAGACACUGAAUAUAAUGACGUUCUCGGCCUAAUUACUUUUUCGCAAUUGUUUCUGAAUCAAGAUGAUGAAAGAUUACCAUCUGGCUUAGACAUUCUAAACUCCCAGGUGAACAGAACUUCAUGUUUAGACCCAUUGAGGAACUGUACUGAGACAAAAGGAGAGACAGAGCCAAAUCAAGAAAACCAAAGUGCAUUAAACACAUUUAAAGAAGCGCAAAAUGAACAUGAUGAACUUUUUUUACAUCUGAAGGAAAACAUGAGUAAAUUAAAAAUCUAUGUGACUGAAAUGGGAAAGAAAAUUCCAGUUCCUGAUCAGUGUGUCAUUGAAGAUACUUUUAAAACCUGUGUAGCAAAACUGUUCUUCAGCUGUCCCAUGAAGGCUCAUUACUGUCUGUACAGUAAAUCCAGUUUUAUACUCAUCAGCCGACAUCCACAGAUAUGGAUACACAUUAUGUUUCUCUUUCAACAGAGUUUGUUUUCUGAGCCAUUGUCUACACAGACUACUUCAAUGCAAGUGCUGAAAACACUCUGGGAAAAAACCCAACUGAAGGGAACACAGAGCUUCGAAGCAUCCAUAACCCAGUCUCUUUUUCCUCACAAAAAGGAUCUGGAUCUUAUACAUACGCAUCUGGAAGAAGUGAGGUUUUUUGAUCUUUUUGGAUAUAGUGAGGAAACCGGGUCAUGGCUGUGUUUUAUGUGCAACAAUCCAGAGAAGGCCACAGUCUUGAAUCAAGAGGGCCAACCUCUGAUUGAAGGGAGACUAAAGGAGAAGCAGGUCCGGUGGAAGUUUAUCAAGAGAUGGAAAACGCGCUAUUUCACUCUGGCAGGAAAUCAGCUUCUAUUUCGCAAAGGAAAAUGUAAGGAUGAUCCUGACGAUUGUCCUAUUGAGUUAAGCAAAGUUCAGAGUGUCAAAGCUGUAGCUAAGAAACGACGGGAUCGGAGUCUACCUCGGGCUUUUGAGAUCUUCACUGAUAAUAAAACUUAUGUCUUCAAGGCAAAAGAUGAGAAGAAUGCAGAAGAGUGGCUGCAAUGCAUCAAUGUGGCUGUUGCACAAGCAAAAGAGCGAGAGAGUAGAGAAGCUACCACAUAUUUGUAAUUUUAUACUCAGUAAGGAAACCAGUUCUCCAUGUAUUUUACCAAAAUCUAGCAUAAUGUUGUAACAGAUGAAUGCUUUUACGUUCCAAGUUACUGAUAAUGUCAGAUUAUUUGAUUACAGGGCAUCAAUGAUUUCUGCACUAAUUUAUGUUGCACAUUAUCAAGUUAAUUCUCAUCAAUUUAAGUGCACCAAUAUACAGGUUUCUAAAUGUUAUAUUUAAGAAUAUGCAUCAUACUAAUUCUCUAUUGAUCCCAUCUUUGCCUUUGCCAUUCUCUAUGUAUUGGUGCUAUGUGGACUUUGUUGCAUUUAACCAAAGUCUUAGGCAGCUAAAUUUGCUCAGUCCAGUUUUCAAAAUAUAAAGUGUGGAAACUGUUUCUUCCUGUCCUGCAUGGUAAUUUGUUUUUUUAAGUCUAUAGCCCUCCUCAAAUGAACCUGCCACUUAAAGGAGUAGUCCAGUGGUGACUCAGUGGUUUACAACUUAUCCCCUAUCUUAAGGAUAGGGGAUAAGUUGCAGA
Messenger RNA from Hyla sarda, 3447 nucleotides. It is a transcript of the gene VEPH1, whose product is annotated as ventricular zone expressed PH domain containing 1. The transcript is spliced from 14 exons. Gene Ontology annotation, biological process: regulation of signal transduction. Gene Ontology annotation, cellular component: plasma membrane. The record is from RefSeq and is a predicted model, not a curated record. Gene Ontology annotation, molecular function: phosphatidylinositol-5-phosphate binding. NCBI's taxonomy places the organism in Eukaryota, Metazoa, Chordata, Amphibia, Anura, Hylidae. Bases 443 to 2932 code for a protein of 829 amino acids.